Messenger RNA from Rotaria sp. Silwood1, 459 nucleotides. The record is from the annotation of a GenBank genome assembly. Lineage: Eukaryota; Metazoa; Rotifera; Eurotatoria; Philodinida; Philodinidae.
AUGGCACUUCAAUUGACUCUAUCAUGUGAUUCGGAUAAAGUAGAAACUGGUCCAACACUUAUACAUUCAACUGGUGUUCAACAUUAUAAGAUUUCACCAGAAAUUAUUCGUAUUUUACAAGAUAGUCUAACAAAUGAUUUAUUAUCUGAUCAUGAACAAGGUGUUCUUUGUCAAGAAAAUCCUCAACGUAUUCUUGAUAUUCUUCGUCAAAAUGGAUAUACUCUACAAAAUCAAACAAAUGAAGAUGAUAAAACUUUAUGGGUAGUAUCACAAGGUGGUGGUAAUAAUAAUGAACAACCUGUUAAUCCACCAGAUUCAAAUACAAGACCAAAUGAUGGCAAUGAUGCAGAUGCUGAUGGUGAAGGUCAUGGUGGUGAUGAUGAAGCCGGAAAUAAAGAAGAAGAAGAAGAAGAAGGACAAGGUGAAGAAGGAAAUGAAGAACAAGAACAAGAAGAAUAA